This is a messenger RNA of Danio aesculapii, 1985 nucleotides long. Its product is annotated as voltage-dependent anion-selective channel protein 2-like. The transcript has 10 exons. NCBI's taxonomy places the organism in Eukaryota, Metazoa, Chordata, Actinopteri, Cypriniformes, Danionidae. Gene Ontology annotation, biological process: monoatomic anion transmembrane transport. The record is from RefSeq and is a predicted model, not a curated record. Gene Ontology annotation, cellular component: mitochondrial outer membrane. The coding region runs from base 183 to 1040 and encodes 285 amino acids. Gene Ontology annotation, molecular function: voltage-gated monoatomic anion channel activity.
AAUAUCCAGUGUUUUGUGUAUAAAUAUAGAGUGUAAAGCUACAUCUUUUCUGUGUAAUUUGGCUCAGGCGGUAUCCGGGUCGGUUUAGGGGUCCUGUAGCGGCUCCAGUGUUGUGUUUGUUAGCAUCAGCAUCAGAGCUCAGCGGAUUCUCCGUCUAACCGCGGCUCAUAAUCUCCGGAGUAAUGGCGGUUCCUCCAGUGUACGCAGACCUUGGGAAAGCUGCAAAAGACAUCUUCAACAAGGGCUACGGUUUCGGGAUGGUGAAGCUGGACUUCAGAACCAGGUCUGCAAACGGAGUGGAGUUUAAGGGCUGUGGAGCGUCCAGCAUGGACUCAGACAGGGUCAGUGGGUCUCUGCAGAGCAGCUAUCAGUGGAGGGAGUUCGGCCUCGGCUUCAUGGAGAAGUGGAGCACAGACAACACACUCAACACACAGAUCACUGUGGAGGACCAGAUCACUCCAGGACUGAAGUUGACCUUUGACACCAGCUUCUGUCCUAACUCUGGUAAGAAGAGUGGUAAGCUGCAGAUGGGCUACAGGCGAGCGUGUGUGUGUGUGCGCUGCGGGGUGGACUUUGACUCUGGUGGUCCGGUUGCCCACGGCGAUGCAGUGCUGGGGUUGGAGGGUUUGCUGGCCGGAGUUCAGAUGAGCUUCAGCAGCGCCACCUGCAGGCUGAGCAGCAGCAGAGUCUCCAUCGCUUACCAGACGGCAGACUUCCAGCUGCACGCACAGCUGAGUGACGGCUCAGAGUUCGGCGGCUCCAUUUAUCAGCAGGUGAGCUCUGACCUGGAGACGGCGGUGAGUCUGUCCUGGAGCGCAGGAAACAGCAGCAGCAGCAGCUUCAGCAUCGCUGCUAAAUACAUGCUGGACACAAACUCAUCCAUCAGUGCCAAAGUCAACAACUCCAGUCUGCUUGGAAUCGGCUACACUCAGACCCUCAGACCAGGGGUGAAGCUGACUCUCUCCGCUCUGCUGGACGGCAGGAACUUCAUCAGCACUGGAGGGCAUCAGCUGGGUUUGGGUCUGGAGCUGGAGGCGUAGCAGAGCAUCAUGGGAAACACGCACUUCAUAUACACACACAAACACACACACACACACACACACUCCUAUUUAUUUCCAGCUCUUCCUGCUCUGCACAAACAGAGCUUUCUCUCUCAGUUCCCUGAUUCAGAGGGGCACUCUGCGCUCCGUGUUCUCACACACCCUUCUGCUGAUUGUUUGGCUUUAAUUAGGGAUGAAUAAUUAUGAAUUAUUUAAUAUGUAAAAAAUAUCUGAAUGCAGACAUUCACAUCAGAUUUAUUAUCUGAUUAUUAUUAUAUAUUUGUUUCAUUCAGUCAUUUUUCUUUAUCUUAGUCUCUUUAUUCAUCAGGGGUCACCACAGCAGAAUGAACUGCCAAUUAUUCCAGCAUAUGUUUUACACAGUGGAUGCCCUUCCAGCUGCAACCCAGUACUGGAAAACACCCAUACACACUCAUUCACACACACACUCAUACACUACGGCCAGUUUAGUUGAUCAGUUCCCCUAUAGUGCAUGUGUUUGGACUGUGGGGGAAACCGGAGCACCCGGAGGAAACCCACACCAACACGGGGAGAACAUGCAAACUCCACACAGAAAUGCCAACUGACCCAGCCGGGACUUGAACCAGAGACCUUCUUACUGUGAGGUGAUUGUGCAGCCCUACAUCACAGUUUUACUCUAUAAUAUUUGUUGUGUUGAUUUAUUGUAGUGCUUUAUCUUCAAACUCGACACCUUUACUAAAAUGGCUGAUAAAGACCUCAAAUUACAUCUAUUUUAAUUGAAUAAUUUGUAAAAUUGAAAAUGAUAACACUUAUGUUUGUUUUCUGAAAUUUAACAUUAUUAUUCAUGUCAACCCUGUUUUGUGUGAAGUUUAGUGUGUGUGUGUGUUCGUGUGUGCGUGUGUGUGUGUGUUGAACAUGAACGUGAGUGAACGCCAUCUUCAUCUUUUCCUGCUGCUGUGUUUAAUA